UAGUAAGGACCUUAUAUUCACCACAAGAAAAAACAGCAUGUUCCAGUUUAAGUCUAAACUAUGUGUCAACGUGUACUUGGGAAACAAAAAGAGUAGUUGCAAUACUGACUUCCAAAUCAAAGGAAAGUGGUCUAAGAAAUGUUGUAGUAUUCAUAUGGGAGAUUCUAAAACACCGAUAUCCCAAACGAAUAUCAAGGACGAAAAGAGCAACUUAAUGGUGGUAACAAUUAAUCCUAACGUGGAUUAUGCAUUUGUGGUCGCACUUAUUGCAAUUGUUGAUGCUAUGAAUAGUUCGGAGAUAGAAGUAGCUAAGACUGUUAAAGCCAAAGGAACUGAGCGUAUGAUCGAUUGUAUGUGUGAGAUGCUCUGUGGCUGUGUUUAAUUAAUCGUAUUAAUUAGUUUCAUGACGGAUUUCUUCAAGAUAUAUAUAUCAUCUUUCAAAAUAUGUUGU
This is a messenger RNA of Erigeron canadensis, 451 nucleotides long. RefSeq names its product protein LURP-one-related 15-like. Lineage: Eukaryota; Viridiplantae; Streptophyta; Magnoliopsida; Asterales; Asteraceae. The record is from RefSeq and is a predicted model, not a curated record. The coding region runs from base 38 to 382 and encodes 114 amino acids. The transcript is spliced from 2 exons.